Molecule: messenger RNA, 1595 nt
Organism: Zootermopsis nevadensis
Lineage: Eukaryota; Metazoa; Arthropoda; Insecta; Blattodea; Termopsidae
Product: neuroglobin-like
Molecular function (GO): heme binding; oxygen binding
Source: RefSeq, a predicted model, not a curated record
UUGUUCAGCGAAGGACGUGCGUCUAAAACAUCGAGCUCUCUGAGCGGGAACAUGUGAGCGGUGCGCCACAGCAGCCACACACGCGUAGACAUAAGUGGUGGUAAAAGCUUUAUAUUACCUCACACACUAUUUUGUCGCAAACUCUCAAUUCCUUUGACACUGUUCGUGGCUUCUACAGUCUGCGGUUUAACAUUGUAAUCCUCACGGUUUUAAAUCUUUACGUAUAUUUAUAUGAUAUCAGAUAUUAUUCCGUAAUUAAACACAAGAAAGGCAAAAACAGACAUAGAAAUCUUUAUGCAAAUCAUCGUUCACACCGGAUAAUACAAAAUCAAAAACAUGGGGAACGCAUCAUCUCAUCAUAAAGUUGGGGGAAUCGGUGGAGUUUCUGCAGGCAGUGAGAAAACAGUACGUGGGGAUGUAACAGCAUCUGGCAACGAACAGGCAAAGGAAGGUGACACAAAGCCGGGCUCUAAAGUGGCGGCGAAUAAUCAUCAAGAUCACCAGCAGCACCGGAAGCGUAGCAGUGUCAUCGGGGGCGGGGAAAGAGAGGGCGAUAUCGCCGUGGUUCGCCCAGAGGAGCUCACGGAACGCCAGAAGGAACUGCUGGAAGAGACAUGGAAGGAGCUGGAGGGCAACAUUGCCAAGGUCGGAGUCAUCACAUUCAUAAGUUUGUUCGAAACUCAUCCCGACGUCCAGCAAGUUUUCAUGCCAUUCAACGGAAUUGAACUGGAAGAUUUAAAACACAGCAAGCAGCUCAGGGCACACGCACUGAGAGUGAUGGCUUUCGUGCAGAAAGCAGUGGCAAGGCUGCACGAACCUGAGAAGCUGGAGACAAUUUUACAGGAGCUAGGCAAGAAGCACUACACGUACGGCGCCAAACAGAAAUAUGUCGACCUCAUCGGUCCUCAGUUCAUCCAGGCCAUUCAGCCGUCCCUUGAAGACCGCUGGACACCAGAGCUCCAGGAAGCCUGGAUUCAUCUGUUCAAGUAUAUGGCGUACGUCAUGAAAACGUCCAUGGGCGAGGAAGAACAGCGGAUUAACUCACAACAAUGAGGAAUGUGGAUGAAGAAGUUACGAAGAUCCAUUUCAAAACGGAAACCCUCGUUACAAGACAUUGGGCAGAGUUCUUGCAGCGAAGAACAUGCAGAGUGAAUUCUGCAGACUGCCAGAUCAAGGAUUUGUCUUCACUGAAGGGGAACUUGCGUAUUCCUUGGUAUUAACUAAAGGAUGCUGAUUCAGUCGAUUCAUACUACAGUUUAUCUCUCUAAUGCCCAUUUAAGUCCUAUCCAUUUACAAACCAAAAUUUUUUUUAAUUUUUUUCGUCUUGUCUACCUUCUGACACUUUGACAUAAUUAUUCCUGAUCAUCUACCACUACCUAUAAGAUGAAAUACUGCCUGAAUGUGGCUUCUAAUAGUCCUCAAAGGCAGACCGACCGCUUGAUGAACUUACUAAUUCGCCCCUACGAUACGUAAUAUUUUCAUUUGUCUGUAUAGCAAAUAAGAAAAUAUUCUUAAAUGGGAUUUGAAGUUCUAAGAGCGAUGAUCACGAAGAUGGCUCUCUUCUGGGUUGUAGCGCCGUAUAUUCUGAUAGAAGU